UUACUUCCUCGAGUGUUCAUUUCAUUUUAGCAAAACAUACUCCGGUAAAAGUUUAUACUUUGACUUCUGUUCAACUACAUCCACUCUUUUACUCCAAAUAAAGGUUCCAAAAGACAACAGCCUAGAACUCAAAUUCAUCCCUCCCAUUGCUUAUUGUAAAGAAGGACAUCCGACACUCCCCUUGUGUGUCAAGAAGGGCAAGUCAGGGAAGUGGAUACUUUAUUGCCAGUUGGUAUCACAGUCUUAUUAUUUUCAUUCAUAGAAAUGAGUUAUCCUGGAUACGGUGCUCCCGCAGGCGGAUACCCAGGAGGGUAUGGAGGUGCCCCUGCUGGUGGCCACCCCCCUGGUGGCCCUGGCUUUGGAGGAUACCCUGGUCAGCAGCAAGACCCUCUCUAUGGAUAUUUUGCUGCUGUUGCAGGCCAGGAUGGGCACAUAUCAGCGGAAGAGCUCCAGCAAUGCCUCACACAGGCUAACUUCUCUGGUGGCUACAAACCUUUUAACCUGGAGACCUGCAGACUGAUGAUCAACAUGCUGGAUAGAGACAUGUCAUGUACUAUGGGCUUCAACGAGUUCAAGGAGCUGUGGACCGUGCUCAAUGGCUGGAAGCAGCACUUCAUGUCCAUUGACCGUGACCAGAGUGGGACCGUGGACCCCCAGGAGAUGCACCAGGCAGUCACUUCCAUGGGCUACAGGCUGAGCCCACUGAGCCCACAAGCCAUGAACUGCAUCAUCAAGAGAUUCAGUUCUCAGGGGAAGAUCACCUUUGAUGACUACGUAGCUUGUUGUGUGAAACUCAGAACCCUGACUGAUUUGUUCCGAAAGCGGGACCAAGCUGGACAGGGAAUGGCCACAUUUCCAUACGAUGAUUUCAUCCAGUGCACGAUGAGCACAUGAAGAGACAGAGCAGAAAAAAAUCUGAGGGACUACCUCUUAACUCCCAUAAUAUUUACAAUUUAGCAUGUGUAAAAUUAAUUCUGACAUGUAUUUUUGAUACUCACAAAUCACUUGCUUUUUUUGAUUGCUUUUAUACAAACAUGACUAAAUAGGAAGUUUUGAAAUAGGAAGUUUUGAAAUAGGUAGUUGCUAUAAAAUUGUAACAUUACCUUAGGAAACUGGAAUAUUUGCCAACUUUAACCACUAGGUGUGCCUAUAAACCCGUGUCACCACUGCAUGUUCUCUAUGUUAUGUCACUGUUGAAAGUCUUUACUAUUCAUCAUGAUAAUCAAGAUAUCCCUAAAUAUAGCUGGGAGUAAUUUUGUCUGUAUGUGAAAGAUAGUAAUAAACACAACCAUAUAUGUGGAAUACA
Oncorhynchus gorbuscha (pink salmon) is the source of this 1306-nucleotide messenger RNA. It is a transcript of the gene sri, whose product is annotated as sorcin. Gene Ontology annotation, molecular function: calcium ion binding. The record is from RefSeq and is a predicted model, not a curated record. The transcript has 8 exons. NCBI's taxonomy places the organism in Eukaryota, Metazoa, Chordata, Actinopteri, Salmoniformes, Salmonidae. The coding region runs from base 265 to 894 and encodes 209 amino acids.